AUGUCUCAACCCAGCCCGCUUCCGGGCCCCACGCCCACCGCGACAGCGUCCUCAUCUCAAUCUCUCUCCUCCCAGAUCGACCUGCUGGUGGCCCUCCACCUCUGGUCCUGGCCGGCCUUGACCCUCGCGAUCCAAAACGCCUGGGGCGGCUCCCCCGAGGUCUCCAAGGACAAGCGGGACUGGUUCGCCGGCGCCGUGUCGGAACUGCUCACGUCGACGCCCCCGCAACUGGCCGACGUCGGCGACCUGGAAGAGGUGCUCAUCCAGGUCAUGCUGGACGAGUUCGAGGUCGUGGUCGACGACGGCAGCGCCGAAGAGACGGCCGCCAAGAUCUGGAGCGGCGCCACGAAAUUGGGCGCGGGAGACGUCUCGGAAUUGAUCGACCUCUACGCAAAGUGGCAGGAGAAGCAGAAAGACGGAGGUGGUGACAAGGUCGUUGGUAUCGUCAGGGGGGAGGACAAGGAUGCGGAAGAGACGGAUUGGGACGAUGACGAUGAUGAUGAGGAAGACGAGGAAGAGUGGAAUGGGUUCCCUGAUCGAGCAGACGUGCAGAUGGAUGAUGCGCCGCCGUCACUCAUUGACAUUGACUGGAAACCGAAGCAGAAGCCCGAGCCCGAGGUGGACGAAGACGGGUUUACAAAGGUUGUGGGCAAGAAGAAAAGAUGA
This is a messenger RNA of Fonsecaea nubica, 666 nucleotides long. RefSeq lists its product as hypothetical. The coding region runs from base 1 to 666 and encodes 221 amino acids. NCBI's taxonomy places the organism in Eukaryota, Fungi, Ascomycota, Eurotiomycetes, Chaetothyriales, Herpotrichiellaceae. Gene Ontology annotation, biological process: maturation of SSU-rRNA from tricistronic rRNA transcript (SSU-rRNA, 5.8S rRNA, LSU-rRNA). Gene Ontology annotation, cellular component: nucleus. The record is from RefSeq and is a predicted model, not a curated record. The transcript has a single exon.